Messenger RNA from Venustampulla echinocandica, 210 nucleotides. RefSeq lists its product as uncharacterized. The transcript is spliced from 2 exons. Gene Ontology annotation, molecular function: transcription corepressor activity. NCBI's taxonomy places the organism in Eukaryota, Fungi, Ascomycota, Leotiomycetes, Helotiales, Pleuroascaceae. Bases 1 to 210 code for a protein of 69 amino acids. The record is from RefSeq and is a predicted model, not a curated record.
AUGGCCUCAAACUUGAAUUCGAUGAACGACCAAAGCCGUAUCUCUGCGACCUCGACAACACCUGACACUUCAGUUAAUGCACCCGCAGAACUGUCUGCCGUCGUCGACGAACUCCUCAAUUCGCUAUCCAAUAAAUUCGCCGGUGUGUCGAGCGAGAUAUUCGCAAAGAGUAUUGUCCCCUUCCUCGUCCAUCCCAACAAGAUAUAUUAA